GUAAGAAAUUACUUUAACAAAUUAAGCGAGAGUAUCAUUUUUCAGUUGUCCGAUAAACCUGUAUUUCUCUGCAAGGAGCCUCUGACAGAAUUCUUUAGAAGCAAUGUAACAAGGAAAUUGCAUGCUUUGAUAACGUUACUUGAAAAUUGCUCUGUGAUAAAAGGAUAGCGUGACGGUCUCUAAGAGCAUUCAGUAUUGCUUAGAAAGUUAACAACAAUGGAAGACGGGAAAGCGACGAGUGUCAGUUUAGAAACAUUAGAGGCUCACGACGGUGAGAGUUCGAAAAAUGAAUCCACUGAAAAUCUUGACAAUUCAUGCCUUGGGAAGGCAAAGAGGAUUUUAAAAGCUGUUUACAAAGGGGCUAGAUCGUUAGUAGGACUGGCCAUUAUUCUUAUAGCAUACGCAUUAAUUGGUGCGCUUGUAUUUAUGUUAAUUGAAUCAAGACAUGAACAGAAGUAUAAAUCAAAUAUCACAGGAAUACGGGACACCAUGAUUCAAGAAUUAUUAAUAAAAUCUGCCCCUAUAACUGACAAAGACGCCUGGAAAAAUCAUACAAAAGCAUUGUUACUUAACUACGAAAGUUCAAUCCGGGAUGCUAUUAAGAACGAUGUGCCUUCUGAUUCUACCGAAGAGGUUUGGACAAUGUGGAGCAGCUUAUUCUUUGUUUUUACAGUAUUUACAACUAUUGGUUAUGGAAAUUUAGCUCCAGUAACUGGACUUGGGCGAGUUUUAUGCAUAGUUUAUGCUGGCAUUGGUGUUCCCCUUGCCCUGCUUCUCUUGGCAGAAUUGGGUAAGCGAUUUACAAUGGCACUUAAAUUUUUAUGGGCCUUCGUAAGAAGAUAUUACUAUUACGGCUAUUGCAAAAAGGUAAGGGAACGAAAUCCGUUCCAGAGAAAAUACGAACUUAAUGAUGAUCACCUCCCAGAUGACGAAGCCAAAAGUGAAGACGGUAAAUCCGAUGAUAGAAGUCGAAGCGGCUCAAGGAUAAUAUACGGUUAUGAAGUAGAUGACGAGUUCAACGUACCUAUCACGAUCGCUAUUCUUAUCUUGUUUGUAUACAUUCUACUUGGUGCCAUGAUGUAUUCAAUUUGGGAAGACUGGGAUUUCAUCGAAGCUAUUUAUUUUGUUUUUAUAUCACUAUCAACGAUUGGUUUUGGAGACAUUUUGCCAGCUCAUCAAAAGUUCUUCGUUGUCUCGUCAAUUUACAUGUUCAUUGGCUUGUCGCUUGUCUCUAUGUGUAUAAAUGUUGCUAUUGAAUUUUUUAAUGUUGCCGCUGUACGUGCUAAAAGAAAAGUUGGUGAAGCAAAGAAGAAAAUAGGAGACAAAGCAAAGCAAGCACAUAGAAAUGCAAAAGAAAAAGUAGCCGAUAUCAAAACAAAUAUUGCUGACGAGACGUCAAAAUUCAAACACAAAUCUGAAGAAAAAGUGAAAAAGUUAAGAACCAAUAUUGCAGAUGAAACUUCAAAAUUUAAGCAGAAAACUGAUGAGAAAAUUUCAGGAAUUAAGACAAAUAUAAGUGAAGAAACAACAAAGUUUCGUAAAAAGGCAGAUGAUAAGUUCAGAAGGAAACCAAAAGAGCGCACGGAAUCAAGCCCUGCUAUAAUUCCGAUUCACACGGAUAAUACUUAUGACGAAAUUGGAACGGUUAAAUCAGAUACUGUUGAGGAGAAAUUGUAAAUAUAUAUUAUGAAGUAUACAUGAAAUAUGAAACAAAAUCAUAGGUAUGACUGUCACAAAAAGUAAUUAAAUGUAAUAGCGAUUAGCACCGAACAUUUGAUGCUUUUCAUUAUUAUGUAAUUUGCUAAAAUGUAUUUUCCCUGCUAUUGCAGACAUUGUUAUUGCUCAGAAAAAAGACUUGCCUUGCAUUGUAUUUAUAACGUGAGGAAUUUGUCAUUUAAUCAUUUUAUUCUUUCUUUACAUUUGUAUUUUGUGUAUGGAAAUAUGCCAGCAAAUGCUGAUAAGACUGAAGUUGAGGAUGUUUUCUGGGAUUAAGAAACAAAGCUUUAUAGCGUAUUUACAUUAAACAUUGAAUUAACUUACUUAGGAGUUUUAGGAAAUGACAUUAAAUUGCGUAGCACAUUUAUAUUUACGACUAUAGGUGAAAUCAUAAGCAUUUUGAAUGCAAAAUGGAUAAAACAAAGAAGACAAAGAUGUCAUUGAUGCGUUCCAAUAAAACAAAUUAAAUACAUUUUUUUCAUUAAUUUCAUUAUUACGAAUGCAUUAUGUUUGUUGAAUUUGUUAUUCAUUGUUUCGGUUCCAAUCAUGUAUCAAAUAUGACUAUUUUAUUAAUAAAAACAAGCAUGUACCUUAAUGACUUUGUUGCCAGUACAGCUAACUUUUCCUAAUAAUUCUCCGUAUGAAAUCCCGGAACUUGGCAGUUAUUCAUCUAUAUUAUUGCGUGGACAUACUUGUAACAGUUGAAUUUAUAUUAUGAAUUUAUAUUAGCAACUCAUAAUACAUCACGUAUUGGUAAGUUAAAAUGAGAACUGUAAACAUUUGAUGCAACAUUUCUAUAUAUUGAAUCAGUAACUUACAUCAAAGUACAUGUGUAUUUUCAUCUGAUUAAAACAAAAACAGCAGAACUGUAUCAAACAUUUAAUGAGAAUGCUUUUUUUAUGAUGAAUAAUCAUCUGUGUGUUCUGUUUAUUUUCCUUGUAACUCCCAUUUCAAUUCCUUUGAUUAAAAUGAUAUUUUAAUGGUGUAAAAUGUAAAGUUAUAAUUUGAAAUGUCUGACAUGUUCUAGCAUUGUUGAUUAAUUUUUGAUGUAAUAGGAUAAAUAUCGACAUGUUUUUUUUAGUUUAGUUUAUUCCAUAGGUGUUCAUGCAAUAAAUGUCGAUAUAACAUGAUUUAUCAAUGUGAAUUAUUAACUGCAUUGCAUAUUCCUGAAUAAUAAACUUAUAUAUGGAAUUGCAAACGCAUCACAUGAUUAUCUCACAAACGACAAAUAUUGUUUAUUGUUUGAGGCAGAAUUAUAUAUGUUCCUAAGAUUAUUUAAUUAUUGUUUUACCUUUGAUUAGUUAAUGAUGGAGACAUUUCUAUAAAUAGGUUUGGGCGUAACAUGUAACAUGUUGUAUUAAAGUUAAGAAAUUAGGAUUGAUUUAUUUACGUACGUUAUUUUUUAACAUGUUAAAUGUUUUUAAUUCAUAUCUCAAAAUAAUCUGUCAACAUUAUCUAAGCCUCUGAAUUAUUUCUUGUUAUUUUAUGUAACACAAUUGAUGCGUUUUCCGCUCUUUUCACGUUCAUGUCCAUUUUCCUAUCUUUGUUUUAAAGUUUGCCGUUUUUCUUUAAUGUUUAAAUAUGCGUGUACUUUUUUAGUUCAUUUAAAUUCUUUUUUACACAAUUGUUCAUUUGCUCAUAUGAAAUGUCUGCACAUGUUAAAAUAUUACAUGUACUUUAAAAGUCCCUAAUUGUCUCAUUCCAAAUAAAAUGACUAAUAUUUUGCA
Molecule: messenger RNA, 3443 nt
Organism: Ruditapes philippinarum (Manila clam)
Lineage: Eukaryota; Metazoa; Mollusca; Bivalvia; Venerida; Veneridae
Product: potassium channel subfamily K member 2-like
Exons: 3
Coding region: 217-1677 (486 amino acids)
Biological process (GO): potassium ion transmembrane transport; stabilization of membrane potential
Cellular component (GO): membrane
Molecular function (GO): potassium ion leak channel activity
Source: RefSeq, a predicted model, not a curated record